AUGUCACAUGAACGCAGCACGCCAUCAUCAUCGCGAUCUGAGGAAUUUGCGUCCUCUCAACCUACCACUCAACAAUUCGCAUCGAAUUUAACGCUUGCAGGGGGAGAUUCACCGAUCACUAGAUUGGAAAGGAUAGCCAGAACAAGGGCGGAAUGGGAAUUUAAUGCUUUUGCGGGGGCGGUGGGUGGUUUUACUUCUGGAGUUGUUACUUGCCCAUUAGAUGUUAUUAAAACGAAAUUACAAGCACAAGGGGGUUUCAGGGCAGCACAAGGACUUGGGGCACAAUCUGCUGGACAAGUGGUAUACAGUGGUUUGCUUGGAACGGGAAGAAUGAUAUGGCGGGAUGAAGGGUUGAAAGGAUUGUACAGAGGCCUUGGCCCCAUCAUCCUUGGUUAUCUACCAACAUGGGCAGUUUGGUUUACGGUCUAUGGCAGAUCAAAACAGUUCUUUGGACAUCAUACUGAUAACACCGUGCUGGUGAAUUUUUGGUCCUCAAUAAUUGCUGGAGCUUCAUCAACAAUGGUUACCAAUCCCAUAUGGGUCAUAAAGACACGUCUAAUGUCACAAGUCAGUCGCAAGACCAAAAAUAAUGGGGCUAGACCACCCUGGCAUUAUCGAUCAACUUUCGAUGCAGCAAAAGUAAUGUACAGGACAGAAGGAUUUUUAUCCUUCUAUUCCGGCCUCACUCCUGCACUACUUGGCUUGACACAUGUAGCUGUUCAGUUUCCAGCUUAUGAGUAUUUGAAGACAAAGUUCACAGGUCAGGGGCUAGGAGCUUCAGCAGAGGGUGAUGAAAGCUCUCAUCUAAUUGGGGUAUUAUCUGCAAGUGUACUCAGUAAGAUCAUAGCAAGCUCUACCACUUAUCCUCAUGAGGUCAUUCGGACAAGGCUUCAAACUCAACAAAGGUCCAUGCCCGCUGCCUCGGCAGAAUACAGUGCAUUCAGGGGAGGUCUAGAAGGGCAAGCCCAUCAACCUGGAGUUCCAAAUCCUAUUGCUCAAGUCAAACAAGCAGUACCGAAAUACAGGGGUAUUGUAAUGACAUUCAAAACGAUAUUACGCGAAGAAGGAUGGAGAGCAUUUUACGCAGGUAUGGGUACAAAUAUGAUGAGAGCUGUACCUGCGGCCACAACCACCAUGCUCACUUACGAGUACAUUAUGCAACAUCUAAACCAUGCAAAGAUUGAAGGAAUCCGGAAAUCAGGAGAAGAAUGA
Messenger RNA from Sclerotinia borealis F-4128, 1212 nucleotides. NCBI's taxonomy places the organism in Eukaryota, Fungi, Ascomycota, Leotiomycetes, Helotiales, Sclerotiniaceae. The record is from the annotation of a GenBank genome assembly.